Molecule: messenger RNA, 1311 nt
Organism: Cydia splendana
Lineage: Eukaryota; Metazoa; Arthropoda; Insecta; Lepidoptera; Tortricidae
Exons: 5
Coding region: 1-1311 (436 amino acids)
Biological process (GO): detection of chemical stimulus involved in sensory perception of smell; sensory perception of smell
Cellular component (GO): plasma membrane
Molecular function (GO): olfactory receptor activity; odorant binding
Source: RefSeq, a predicted model, not a curated record
AUGGUGACUUCAAUGGUGCUGUCCCAGCCAAUUGGCUUAGGGGGACCUGUUGGAUUUAAGGUUUUGACUAUAUGGGAAAAGUUGCGCAGGUUUGGUCUGGAGUACUGUGACUUGCCGACGAUGUUAUCAAACGUUGCGACUCUACUGAGGCUUAUGGCGUUAAACGUCGAUGGAAGAGGAACUCCUUUAGCGUUCGUGUUUCUGACGAUAGUCGUUUCGAUCGUGUACUUCUACGUGUACGUGGUCUCCGUGGCGUGGUUCGUGUUAUGGCGCAAGACCGACGACCUGGUCGUGAUCAUCGUCAACCUCUCAUUAGGCAUCGCCUGCGCCAUCUGCGUGAUUAAUGUUAUGUUCAAUUUAUUUGCGUUCGAACAUAAAACUAAUCUACUUAAUAUUGUUGCUAGCAACCGCGCAAAGAAAGCAUGUGUAGCAUACCUAGCAUUCGACAAGCGCAUAGACCGAGACAGCCGAAUGUACCAGAAUCUUCUCAAGAACCUGAGGAUUGUGAAGCGCCGAGCCAUCUUCGUCUGGACCAUGCUGGUCAGCAACGGCCUAAUUUAUGUGUUAAUGCCACAUCUGCUUCCUGGAAAGCAUUUAAUAGAAGACUUGCAAGUUCUUUACGGACUAGAACCAAUGUUCGAAUCACCAAAUUUCGAGAUAUCUCACAUUCUAGUGGGUACGGCCGUGAUGUCGCUGGUUUAUGCGGCUGGGACCAUCGGGUGCCUCCUCAUCGUCGUCACAGGCUACAUAGAAGCACAAAUGACAGCCCUGAGCCAUGAACUACUCCAUCUCUGGGCCGACGCCCAAGCAUUGACCUUCGGAGACGUUCAGAAUCAAGAGAAACUAAGAAAUCAAUAUAUUAAACAACAGCUGGAAUUCAUCAUCCAAGCGCACGCUGCCAACUUAGCCCUAUUACGAUUAACUGAAGACAUUUUUAGCAACUCCAUCGCCAUCGAAUUUUGCUUACUGGCGAUAUCUCUUAUAGUUGAAUUGCUGGGUGGAUUAGAGAAUACCUAUUUAGAGAUACCCUUCGCUUUAACCCAGGUCUCCAUGGAUUGUUUCACAGGACAGCGCCUCAUCGAUGCGAGUUUAACUUUUAAGGAAGCGGUGUAUUCUUGUAAGUGGGAGAAUUUCGAUGUACAGAACAUGAAAAUUGUGUUGGUUAUUCUGCAGAAUUCGCAGACGAUGGCGCUUUCGGCGGGGGGCAUGGCGGAACUUCGAUACACUAGUCUUAUGACAGUGUUUAGGGCUAUAUAUUCGGCAUACGCGACGCUGCGCUCUACAAUGCACGGCCAUAAACCAGGCCAUUAA